AUGUCGGCCGACGAAGUGUCGGCUGCAGAGCAGCAAGCCACACGCAGCAGCAAUGACGCUAUGGUACUUUCCAACACCUCGUGUUCCCGCAACCAACUGCAGUACCCACAGCAGCCACUAGACUUGCCGCAGGCCCAAAAGGUCGCUACUACAGCAUACAUGGACCUGGGCUUCUCUGACGUCUCCAGCCCGCGACUUUCCCAAUCAAACCCACCUUCCCAUGUUGUAAACAACAACAACACCGUCGUCGACACCGCCCAAAACAAACCGCCGACCGACGACAAAUCACCCGCAAGCUCGGCCCGCUACCACCCGACAACUGCGCAACCCGCAAGCACCACGCCGGUUGGCUCACCCAAAACAGGAAAAACAACAAAACAAACUCGCAAACCCUCGCCUAACCUCGCCGCACGAUUGAAAGCGCUUGGCUUCACCUCUCACAAGAAAUCGGCCAACCAUUCCCCUAAGCAACAAGAUAACAUUGGGCGUCUGCCUGAAGACCAAAUCCGCCAAAUCGACGAGAACCAUAAGGCGAGUUCUCUCGAGUCCAGGAUCUAUCGUCGUGGCCGCCCGUGGAAGGGCAUCACACCAUCCGACGAUCAGAGACCAACAACCGCAUCCUCGACUGCCUCCAAAGAAGAGCCCUGCACUGGGGUAUUGUCCUUCUCACCAGACGUUGCCCAGGGCACGUCUCUCGUCAUACCCGAGAUAAUAACCACCGGGCCUCUGGACAUGGAGACGCACAAAUACCGCCUGCCCGACCACACAAAUGGAAACGGCACCAAAGUUCAACUCGAAACUCGACGGGAGCAUCUUGAACGUAGCGGUGCUCAGUCCCCCUCCGAUCAGCCACCGCCCCCGCCUCCGAAAGACACGCCGCCCGUUCCUGCAGCAGAGUUCACUCCCGACCUUGCCUCCUAUUUCAACCCCGGUCAUCAGCGACCUGGCUCCAUCUACACGCUUUCGCGCGCAUCUUUCGCCAACCAGCUUGCCCAGCUAACGUCCCUACAACUUCCCGAUGCCGAGUCCUUAUCAAGCCAGGUGUCUGCUAUCCCGACCGCCCAGGUCGCAUCGAAAGCUCUCAUUAACGCUGCUGAACAGAUAAGGAGCUGGAUUUACAAGGCGUCCGAGGUCAUCAGUGGCUUGGACAGCGACGAUGACGUCGAGUGGGCCGCCGCGGGUGGCCGUGAAGGAUUAGAGGAAGUGGAAAACGCCAUCCAUCGUUUUGAGAAGUUGAUCAAAGUUUAUGUCGGUGCCAUCGAGGAACUGCAAGGUCGCGAAGACAUUGCCAACGUACCACCCGAGGAUCUCUUUCGCGCCGUUUCUCAAAUGGAGUCCAUUAUCGAAGAGUGGGCCAAUAUCAAAGCGUCGUUAAACGUCGUCAAAGGACAAGUCGAAAUCGCAAUGGAGUGGGAAGAGCUCUGGAAUAAUGUUCUUGGAGAUAUCCAGAGCGAGAUGGACGAGCUAAGCCGUCUGGUUUUCGAAAUGGAGGAACGCCGCCACAAGUCUUUGAUGGCUGCCGCUGGCGGCGACGGUGUCGAUAUUGGAGAUCUUGAAAAUAUUGUCGACGAUGCUCCUCCACCGGUAGCUCGGACGCAGGCGCAGAAUCGCUUCAGCGUUACUGGCGUGCCGCUCAGCCCCGGUCCAGCCUCGCCAGGAAUGCUUGCUCUGUCGCAAGACGAUUCGAGCCUGUUGGCCCUGUUCGCCCGAAUGCAGCCACUGCGCGCGUCUUUGGACUUUCUACCGAUGAGACUUGCCGUCUUCGCCGCUAGAGCGGAGAAGUCUUUCCCUACAGCCUGCGAGGAGUUGGAUAUGCGACGGACGGGUCUUGAUGGGAGCUACAGAAAGUUGGAAAAGGACGCCGAAUCCCUUCGCAAGGAGCUGGGUGAAGACCGAUGGGUCAUUGUCUUCCGUGGCGCUGGAAGACAGGCUCAGAAGAUGAUCGAGUCGGUCGAGAGGUCCAUGCAAAAGCUCAGGGAGGCCGUCGAUACCGGCAUGCAUUUGAGCAACCCGCCGAGCAUGAUCAAAAAGAUUGAGGGUUACGACGCCAAGAAAACGCAUUACGGCCCGGCCAUCGAGCGCGUCCUAGCCAUCAUUGACAAGGGCGUCAAAGACCGGUUGACGGUUAACGGUGAAAUUUUACGCCUCCACGCGGAGAUGCAGUCCAAGUGGGACUCUCUCAAGGACGAAAUGAGAGAGAUGGAUGUGGUUGUAGACGAGGUGCAAGCGGAUACCCGCGGUCAGCAGUUGAGGGACUCCAUCUCCAGCAUGUUGUCGAAUGAUCGCUCAACAAUAGGUAGCGGCCACGACACACCGGGCAGCUCUCCGCCUUCCUCCGUCAUCAUGUCAAGCCUCGGGUUUGAGCCCUCGACUCCUGCCAACAGGUUCGCCAAAAACCGUUCGAUGAGCACCAACAGUUACCUACCACAGCCAGCCAGUAAGAGGCAAUCAUCGUUGCCGACGCCAUCUUCACAGCUGUCGCGCAAGCCCUUGAGUUCCCGAUUGUCAAACAUGACCUCAAGGCUCGGCUCACCAUCCUCGGGCAAUAUUCCCAGACCUCAGUCAACUCAACCCAACCGUCCUAGGUGGAACAGCUCGACCAACACUGCGGACGUUGGCAUUGGCCACAACUUCAAGCCUUUGACACUCACAUGCCCCAGCCCGUAUGCCAAGAAGACCCCACCCAUUGUGCGGCCGCCAUCCUCGUUAACCCCAGGAACCUACUCGCCUGGAGGUUCAAGGGCGCCGAACCUCCGUACCCCCUUGACUCGGGAGUCAUCCGCGUCACCCAUGCCCGAGGACACGCCCACUAAGAGAGCUCCCUCGAAACUCUCCUUCCGAGAGCGUUUGGCUUCGCCCGGGCCGUAUUCCCAGCAGACGCUUUCCAAACCACGCUCGUCAUCGUCUGUCUCUGCCUCGACCUUGGGCCUCGAAUCACAGUCGAGCCGGCGUGCGUCUUUGCAACCACCCAAGUUACAAUCUUUUGCCGACAGAACUGUACCAAGCCGCCCUGCGAGCUCUAUGGCUUCCGGUCGGCGGACUAGUCUUCUGCCGCAACCCAAGACCAGUGUGACGAGCAGCAGGGAAAUCCCUGAGGAGCGCACAACUUCACGCAGCACUACGCGCAAGACUCUUCCUGAGCUGUCACAGAGCUCAACGAGCAACAAGCCUCGGUGGCGGGGUUAG
Messenger RNA from Colletotrichum graminicola M1.001, 3186 nucleotides. RefSeq lists its product as uncharacterized. Gene Ontology annotation, biological process: nuclear migration along microtubule; establishment of spindle localization; mitotic spindle orientation checkpoint signaling. NCBI's taxonomy places the organism in Eukaryota, Fungi, Ascomycota, Sordariomycetes, Glomerellales, Glomerellaceae. The record is from RefSeq and is a predicted model, not a curated record. Gene Ontology annotation, cellular component: spindle pole body; mating projection tip; cell cortex. The coding region runs from base 1 to 3186 and encodes 1061 amino acids. The transcript has a single exon.